CAGUGGGAAUCCCGUUACCGCAGCGCGCCUGCGGACCGCUCUGGUGACUCACUACAACCGGAAACCAUCGGUAACCACCGGACACCAUCGUCCUCUGCUCUGCACCGUACCGACGGAGCACGAACGUCCUGCGCUAGACAAGCGAUAUCCUCUGGUUACCGACGGCAACAAGGAGAGUGCGAACGCGCUCUGGAAGCCCUUGCUGAGGUCACUUCCUGUUUCCAGCAGCUGGCGACAUCCCUGGGGAGCUGCGCAGACGGCCACUUCCUCAGGGAAGAGAUGGAGGACGCAAGAAUUCUCGCACAGCAGCUGUGUGGAGGUGUGUCUGGCCGUCUCCUGCAUGUGAUGUCAGAAUGCGACUCUGGCCCCCAUGAAGACAGACAACUGUGGGAGAGGUUAUGGGUUCACUUCCUGUCAGCCUUGGAGAACCUGCUCCUAUCACUGAGGAAGACAGGUGAUCUGAUUGGCCACUUCCCGCUGAGUCAGCGCUCCGACCGACGUUCACUGGUUCAGACAGGAUGCACGGACGGUGUGGUGGGUUUGGUGCUGCGGUCAGGUGCCAUCCAGACACCCUCGACCAGGGCAGACCUGCCAAACCUGGACCUGACUAGUCACAUGGCGGCGCUGGAGGAGCUGCUAGCAGACAUGCAACGGAGGGUGCCUGUGCCGUUCUGGUCCAUCGAGGCCUCGCAGUUGGCUUGGUCCGAGGCCCAGGGGGACACAGUGGACCACGAGGACACGCUGGAAGACCUCAUGGAAGUGGAGGUGGUCAACUCCCCAACAUGCUGCCCACGGCCCUGCUGUGGACUCCACUGA
Molecule: messenger RNA, 816 nt
Organism: Synchiropus splendidus (mandarinfish)
Lineage: Eukaryota; Metazoa; Chordata; Actinopteri; Syngnathiformes; Callionymidae
Product: regulator of G-protein signaling 9-binding protein
Exons: 5
Biological process (GO): G protein-coupled receptor signaling pathway
Cellular component (GO): neuron projection
Source: RefSeq, a predicted model, not a curated record